CACCAGGGGACUCAAAAUCGCCCCCUUCAAAAACACGUCGACAAGUCGGCGCUCUGCUGGCUCUGCUCGUUUAGAGCAAAGAAAAAGCUUCGGCGAGGUGAUUUUUCUCUCUCGCAAACCACUUCAACCGAAUAUGUGCACGUAGAGGACGCGCUCGCGAUAAGUGGCACGGAGGUACAGUCGCAAACAAGAAGAGAAACAGGCAAAAAAAAAAAUGUUCGUGACAAAGGGGAGACCUUGCAUAGUAUUGUUUGUCGCCGUGUUAAUCGGCGCAGAACUUGGAAGAACCGGAGGUCAGCAUCACCAUUCUCACGACCAUGAUCACCACGACCACGACCACCAUCACGGCCACGGGCACAGCCAUGAGUCGGCGGCAUUCAAGUACUCGAGAGCGGCCAACUCCGAACCGGCUCAGCAUUCCCACACACACAGCCAUCACAGCCACGCCAAGCCGACGCUGGCAGGUGCUCAAAAGAGCCGUACGUUGGAAGAGACAGCCUACCUGUGGGCCCGUGCCCUAGGGUCAACGCUGCUCAUCAGCAUCGCGCCGUUCGUGAUCCUCUUCUUUAUCCCGAUCGACAGCCGGUCGGGCCACGAGUCGCUGCUCAAGGUGCUGCUCAGCUUCGCUUCGGGCGGACUGCUGGGCGACGCGUUCCUCCACCUCAUCCCGCACGCCCUGAUGCCGCACGGCGACGAGGACCACGCAGCCCGCAGCCACGCUCACGACGACCACGCUCACGAAGGCCACGCUCACGGCCCCCAUGACAUGAGCGUGGGGCUCUGGGUUCUCGCCGGCAUCCUGGCGUUCCUGAUGGUCGAGAAGUUCGUGCGCAUGAUCAAGGGUGGCCACGGGCACAGUCACGGCCAGGCCCACGAGCACGACGACGGCCACGCUCACGAACACGACGACGCCGACGAGAAGCCGACGGGCAAAUGUGAUGGCGAGUCGAGCGGCGCCGAGGAUAAGGGCGCGACGAACGACGUCGUGCGGAGGAAAAAGCCGGCGAAAAAAAGUGAAUGCAGCGACGACGCUCCAAAGAGCGAGCAAGAGAAAAAACCGGACAUCAAGGUGGCUGCAUACCUCAAUCUUGCCGCUGACUUCACUCACAACUUCACUGACGGCCUUGCCAUUGGGGCGUCCUACAUCGCUGGAAAUACGGCGGGCUUCAUUUCAACCAUCACCAUUUUGCUUCAUGAGGUGCCUCACGAAAUCGGAGACUUUGCCAUUUUGGUGCAGUCUGGCUACAGCAAACGAAGGGCGAUGUGCAUGCAGCUGGUGACUGCAGUGGGCUGUCUGAGCGGCACGGUGUGCAGCCUGGUGGCGGAGGGCGUGAGCGGCAGCGCCAACUCAUGGGUGCUCCCCUUCACAGCCGGGGGCUUCAUCUACAUCGCCACCGUGUCGGUCAUCCCCGAGCUUCUCGAGAACACUCGCCUCUGGCAGUCCAUCAAGGAGGUGCUGGCCCUGCUCCUCGGCGUCACCAUGAUGGCCCUGCUCACCCAGUUCGAGUGAAGAGUGACACCCCUUGGCUCCCAUGUUGGUGUCCUAAGGCUCCCACGUCAGUGUAUUCUGGCUCACACAUCGGUGUCCUACAGCUCCAACGUCGGUGUCCUACAGCUCUCACGUCAGAGCGAUUUGUCGUGUCCCUUCUCUCUCUGUCGGCGCCGGCCGCGACACAUCGCCACAUUGUUGUCAUUUCUUUGGGACGGUUUCUUGAUACGGGAUGGAGUGGAAGAUGGUGACCCCCGCCACCGUUCCUCUUUUGGAAACGGAAUUGCUCAUUUUGGCAAAAUGUAUUUCUACCCGGUACUGCGUGGGGCUGUCCUCGCCGCCGGUCAUUUUUUGAGGCGCUUCUAUCGCACGAGCGACUAUUUUCUUAUUUGUCUAUGACGAUUCUCUUCGGUGCCACAAUGUUGGCGAUAGCAAUUGCUUUUUGUUUGAUAUUUACAUGGAUAGCCAAGCUGACAGGUUAGUAGAUAAGAUUAUUAAAAACGAAGAUAAAAAAAAGUAGUGCCAUGUCGGCAGAUUUCGAUUGCCGUUCACAUUUAUUAUGCUUCGUUUGGUAGCAUGGCCUUCCAAAAACUCAAAUUGAUAUAGUUUUGGGCUAGCCUCGAAAGAUUCUGUAUGUCAUUCGGUAUAUACUAUGUUAUCAAUAAAGUGAUAAGUCCUGUAUCCUGAUACUUAAUUAGUGAAGGAACCUUGUCUUGAUGGCCGACGUAGUAAUUUCCCCGUAUGUCGCUCUUGGGGCAUGGGACUGGACUACCGCAGUGAGGAUAUAUACUAUAUUUUCUAUUGUUUUUGAUGCAGCUGAAGUAACAGUUCCUGAUGAGAGAUGAGGAGGUCAAAGGUGCCGAGGCUUUCAAGGUUUGGAACGGUGAUUGACCCAAAGGGAAAUACAAAGAACAAGUAACUGUGAUAUACCAGGUGGGACAGAUGGAUCUAACCCACUUGAAACAAACUGCAAAAUUCAGUUUUGCAUGUUGUGAGAUUGCUAUUUACCACUAAAGGGGCUAGGUAGUGCAUUUGUUUUGUGAGAAUAUCAAAGAAAAAACUUGCCCCAGUCAGAAAUUACAAAUGAAAAUUAACAUUUUUCCAUGCCUCGAUAAACCCUUUCAAAAUAAGGUGCAAAAAAAAAAAAAGAAAACGUUCUGGAGGGCUAUUAGGACAUUUGAGUUAACAAAAAAUAGAACAGGGAGGACACAGUUAUUUGGAAUCACUCUUGUUGACCCAUAGGUAUUUUUUCUCAGACUUGGGCUCAGCAAAAUUUUGGCCUUUUAUUGGUAACUCCUGACUGGGUUAAGUUUUACUUUAAAAUUUCACCAAACAUAUGCACUGCCUUGUCUCACAUCAUGUAAAUUGGUGUUGCAGCAUGUGAAGUUGAUUUUCUUUUUUUGUUCAUUUAAAGUGGGUUAGAUCUGUCUGGCCCAUAGGGUAGCUAGACAUAUACCAUUACAUGUUCAUGCUUUGGCUGCGCAUAAUUUGUUGCAGAUUACUUCUUGUUCUUCUGAUCAUUCGCAUGCUCCGCCAUUGCCUUUGGCGGUCAGCCUUUGUUGUUUUUGUGUUGCACACAUUGGGGGAUGCUGAUUUUUUAAUUUGCAGAGGUGAGAUUUCCGGUUAUUAUUUCUAUAACUGUGCUGCUGUAUGCUAUCAGGCAUGGAGAACUAAGUGAUAUGCCAUGAGGCUUCAAACAACAAAAUAAAAAUUGCAUUAGUUCGAUAAAAAAA
Molecule: messenger RNA, 3222 nt
Organism: Ixodes scapularis (black-legged tick)
Lineage: Eukaryota; Metazoa; Arthropoda; Arachnida; Ixodida; Ixodidae
Product: protein catecholamines up
Exons: 3
Coding region: 215-1510 (431 amino acids)
Biological process (GO): zinc ion transmembrane transport; intracellular zinc ion homeostasis
Cellular component (GO): membrane
Molecular function (GO): zinc ion transmembrane transporter activity
Source: RefSeq, a predicted model, not a curated record